Molecule: messenger RNA, 497 nt
Organism: Malurus melanocephalus (red-backed fairy wren)
Lineage: Eukaryota; Metazoa; Chordata; Aves; Passeriformes; Maluridae
Product: methylthioribose-1-phosphate isomerase-like
Exons: 3
Coding region: 1-492 (163 amino acids)
Biological process (GO): mRNA splicing, via spliceosome
Molecular function (GO): S-methyl-5-thioribose-1-phosphate isomerase activity
Source: RefSeq, a predicted model, not a curated record
AUGAAGUGUCACCUCUGUGUCAACUACAUCGAGCUGCAGACGGACCCCGGGAAUUGUGACUACGUCAUCGUCAGCGGGGCCCGGCGCAAGGAGGAGCGCUGGGAGCCGGGGGACAGCGGCCAGGUCCUGCCUGAUGACCGGCGCGGUUCCCUGGAGGUGCUGAACCAGCGGCUGCUGCCGGGGCAGCUCCGCUACGAGCGGGUGGGGGGCGUGGAGCGGGCCUGGGGCGCCAUCCGCGACAUGGAGGUGCGGGGGGCUCCGGCCAUCGCCCUGCUGGGCUGCCUSAGCCUGGCCGUGGAGCUGGCCAGGGGUGAGGGACCCGCCGAGGAUUUGGGGGCCCUGGAGGAGUUUGUGGCACAGAAAUUGGGGUUCCUGCUCAGCGCCCGCCCGACGGCCGCCAACCUGGGCCGCGAGGCCGAGCGGCUCCGGGCGUUCAUCCGGCAGCAGAUGGAGACCCCCGGGGUCACCCCCCGGCAGCUGCGGGAGAGGUAACGGGG